CAGAAUUACUAGUCACCAGCAGAGGGACGACGGGAGAAGGAAACCCUUCGCCCUCGCUGCCGCCUUCUCCUUCCCCGGUCGCGUCUUGUUGGGGCUCUCUCGUGGUCUCGACCCGCCGGCCGAGUUCUCGCGUCCAAGCGUGGCAAUCCACAUAUCUCUGUCUCCCUCUCUCGCUCACCCCUGUAUCCCCGUCUAACCGAAGAGCCCAAUCAAUCGAAUCGGAUCGAAACAGACCGUGUAUUCAAUCUGCUACUAGGGAAGGGGGAAGCGCGAGCGUGCUUGCGUGCGUGCGUUCCUUCGUUCGUGACAAGGCGGCCCGGCCGGCCGGCCGAUCGAUCGGCGAUGGCGCCGCCGUCGAGGGACUACUGGCUGGGCUUCUUCCGCGGCGCAGGGGACAACGUGUUCGACGCCAUCGACGCGGCCAUCACGGUCGCCGCGUCCGACCACCCGGCCGCCCUCCGGGAGCGCCGCGACGGCAUCGCCGAGCGCCUCUUCACCGCGCUCCUGGUGACCGGCGCCGCGGGGGCGGGGGCGGCGGCGGGCCAGGGAGGGUCCGCGGGGAGAACCCCCGUGCCCAGCCUCUGCAGCUCCGACCGCGCCGAGGCCGUCACCGACGACGGCGCGCCGCGCGGAGACGAUCCCGUCCUCGCCGAGACGGAGCGCAUCAAGGCCGUCCUCCUCGGCGGCCAUGACAAGUCGGAGUCCGAGUUGCUGGAGCUACUCCGGCGGCUGCAGGAGCUGGACCUCGCGUUCGACACCUUGGAUGUCACUGCGAUCGGCAAAGCGGUGUCCAACUUCCGGAAGCACAGCUCGAAGCAGAUCCGGACACUCGUGAGAUCGCUCAUCGAAGGCUGGAAACGCACGGUUGACAUGUGGAUCGCUCGGCGCAGAGAGGCCGUCGUAGAUCAAACGCCCCAGUCCAUGGGUCCGUCCAGCCUGGAGGAUCAGGAGGAUCGAGGGGCAGCUUUCACCCACAUGGAUGAAGGCGACCUCUUCGCAACGCCAAGCACUACGAUUCGGCUGUCCGAGGAAAACCCAGGUUCCAAGUUCUCCGACGCAACGGAGGGGGAUGGAGGCAUGGUGAACAACACCAGCAGGGAUUGCGGCGAGCGGUACCCAUCGAACCAAGGGGGGCCAGCUAGAAGGCCUCCGCCGAUGGGCCAGCAGCGGUACGAUCCAGGGCCGUGCUGGAGGCAAGAACCGAGCAGCGGGCAGACGAAGGAGCAGUUCGUCGCGGAGAUGCUCGCUAGGCCCUCGAGUGCGGCGGGGUCGGGCCCCGGGAGACCGCAGCAGGCGAGGCCCAGGCAGCAGCGUCAGGAGGACGCCUCCUCCCCAGCUCAAGGCAGCAGGCCGCAGUCUGUCGGCUGCUUCUGAUAAACCGGUGGCGCAGGAGCAACCUGACGCGAACUCUGUGCGAGCGAAGCUCGAGCUCGCCAAGAACGCCAAGCUCGAGGCGGCCAAGAGGAAGCUCCAGGAAGGCUACCAAGAGUUUGAUAACGCAAAGAAGCAGAGAAGCAUACAGAUGGUUGAUCCCCAGAACCUGCCCAAGCAAGCAAACGGCACCCGGAAUUUCCAACCUAGCGGCAAGCCAAGGAAUGGCAGCAGCAGGAAUUGGUAGCAGUUCCAAUUCCUUUUGAGCGCCACCAGGGAUCAUAGACUUCAAAUCCCCUCCUCCCUCUUUCUUCCUUUGGUUCUUGAUCGGCUACUAAAGAUUUUUUUUAGACCAUGCGAGUACAGAAAACAGCAAUAAGGCUAGUUUCGAAAGUCUAUUGAAAGUUCUGGUCAAUUUUGACG
Messenger RNA from Zea mays, 1794 nucleotides. RefSeq lists its product as uncharacterized. The coding region runs from base 343 to 1374 and encodes 343 amino acids. NCBI's taxonomy places the organism in Eukaryota, Viridiplantae, Streptophyta, Magnoliopsida, Poales, Poaceae. The transcript is spliced from 9 exons. Gene Ontology annotation, cellular component: nucleus. The record is from RefSeq and is marked provisional.